Molecule: messenger RNA, 351 nt
Organism: Cetraspora pellucida
Lineage: Eukaryota; Fungi; Glomeromycota; Glomeromycetes; Diversisporales; Gigasporaceae
Source: the annotation of a GenBank genome assembly
AUGGAUCUUAAUAAAUUGCUAAAAACUGAUCCAAAUGAUGUGUAUUUACUUGGUAAUCGUAGAACUGCUUAUCUGCAUUUAGGUCUCUAUAAAGAAUUGCUAGUGAAUCUUAAUAAGCAGUUAUGUCAAUAUGAAAAAUCUCUUAAAGAUCUAAAUAGAGCAUUGGAAAUUAAUCCAAACACUACAAAAGCACUUGUAAACCAUGGGAUAACAUAUAUAUAUUUAGAUCGCCGCAGAUAUAAUUAUCAAUUAUUAGGUCAAUAUGAAAAGUCACUUGCAGAUUUAAAUAGAGCUUUAGAAAUUAUGCCGAAUGAUGUAAUUGCACUUUGUAAUCAGUGCACUACUUAUUAG